AUGCAGCUCAAUAGUACUUUCAAGGAAAUCCCGCAAAAGAAGCAGUUGGACUGGACUAUUUGGACUGGUCCUCAUGCUGUGCCAUUAGGCUGGAACGGCGACUUUUCAUUGAAGCCCUUCGGUCCCAAUUUUACGGUCUACUUCGAGCGCCUGCCGUUUGCAAAUUGCCAGUGGGAAACCUGGGAAGGCCUUGAGAAGACCCUCGUUGAAUUCAAGAAAUUCAUCAAGGAGAAUGGGCCCUUUGAUGGUGCCAUGGGCUUUGACAUGGGCGGAGAAUUCUUAGUCCACGUGGCAAAAAUGGCCACCGAGGGGGACCCCGAGCUGCAAGGGGCUUUCCGCUUCUUGAUCCUCUUCACCACAACCGCACCGAAACAUUUGUCUCCGAUGGGCAGGGAGCGAAUCAAAGCCCCUCUACAGAUCCCAAGUGUUUGCAGCUGGUCCAACUCAGAUGAAAACCAUCCGUACAUGGAGUAUGAAGAGCUUCCACUCUUUAUCCACCCAGACUUCAGAGAAGUGAUUGUCCACAAAGAUGGACACAAGCCACCGCUUCUCAAGAAGGAUCAACCUGAGUUCUGGCGACUUGCACGAUUCCUAGAUGCUAUGGAAAAGGGAAAUGUAUUCACACCCACAGAUCAUGAGGACAAUGGUGUGCGCAGGAGUCUGUGGCUGCCCGUUCAAAGAGGUUUGGCUUCUGAGCCUCCUGCUGGCAAGAGGCAGUUGCUAGUGGUUCCAGAUCCUUUGGGAGCAGGGCCAGACUUGCACAGAGUGAUGGAUGCCUUGCAGGCGAUGCAAGCCAAGGGUGAAGCCCUUGAAUUCAAGGGAGAGCCAUUUGUGAGCAGUGGCUCUCCCCCAAAGCCAAUCCAGAGACUGGCCUUGCUGAUGGAGCUGUGCCAGGCGUCACAUGAGGUUUUCUCGAAAGAUGGCUCUGACCUUGAUGUUCAACACGUGACUUUCACUGAGGACCAGAAGAUUAAUUGGCAUUGCCAAGCGUCCGAAGUCCCUUCACGUCAGCUUCUCAGCAAAGAUAUUGUUCAGGAUGAAGAGCACGACCUGCGGGUUAGGGCUUUGGCCACCAAACUUUUGGAGUCGAUCAAAGUCUCUGGAGGCCCUGGCCCGGCACUUGUAGGAUUCGCCAGUGGUGCCUUUAUCGCCUUUGCCAUGGCCCGAGAGCUGGUGGCUACAGGUGUUAAGCCCUUGGGCUUGUGGCUGGUGAAUCCACCACUACGUUUACCUUGGUCCAUGACCGCAACGCCUUGUUGUCUCAAGGACUGCCCUGUGCAGGUGCUUGUUGACCAGGAUUCGACGUAUGGUCCGCCAUGGAGAUAUGAGGUGGCGACCUUUGGCCCCUUCUCAACAGCCGUCUAUGUCGACUUAAAUGAUAUGGCUUCAAAGGUUGUGUCAGCUCUUCGUGGUUCAUAA
Molecule: messenger RNA, 1419 nt
Organism: Durusdinium trenchii
Lineage: Eukaryota; Dinophyceae; Suessiales; Symbiodiniaceae
Source: the annotation of a GenBank genome assembly